Molecule: messenger RNA, 1410 nt
Organism: Fragaria vesca subsp. vesca
Lineage: Eukaryota; Viridiplantae; Streptophyta; Magnoliopsida; Rosales; Rosaceae
Product: NAC domain-containing protein 48-like
Exons: 3
Coding region: 1-1410 (469 amino acids)
Biological process (GO): regulation of DNA-templated transcription
Molecular function (GO): DNA binding
Source: RefSeq, a predicted model, not a curated record
AUGGCAAUUGCAGCAACGAGGAUGAGCCACGAAGAAGACGAGUCGAACAAGCAGCAUCAUGAGGUUGAGGUUGAUCAUGAUGAGCAUGAGCAUGACAUGGUGAUGCCGGGCUUUCGCUUCCACCCAACUGAAGAAGAACUGAUAGAGUUUUACCUUCGCCGUAAGGUGGAGGGCAAGCGCUUCAAUGUCGAACUCAUUACUUUUCUCGACCUUUAUCGCUAUGACCCUUGGGAACUUCCAGCUAUGGCGGCGAUUGGAGAGAAGGAGUGGUUCUUUUAUGUUCCGAGAGACAGAAAGUACCGGAACGGCGACAGACCCAACCGCGUGACCACAUCUGGAUACUGGAAAGCAACCGGAGCCGACCGGAUGAUUCGAAGCGAGAACUUCCGGUCAAUCGGGUUGAAGAAAACCCUAGUUUUCUACUCUGGGAAAGCCCCCAAAGGCAUCCGAACUAGCUGGAUCAUGAACGAGUAUCGUUUGCCCCAUCAUGAAACUGAACGAUAUCAAAAGGGAGAAAUAUCCCUUUGCCGAGUUUACAAGAGACCCGGAGUGGAAGACCACCCGUCGCUGCCUCGGUCUCUGCCGUCAUCCAGAGCCGCCGCCGCUAAUGCUAAUGGUGCAUCCACAUCAAGAUCACUACUGCAGGCUCAGUCUUCGUCAUCGUCCUCCUUAAACAAGAAGCAGCACAGCAUUAACAGUAGUUUGAUGGAAAAACUCCAAGCUAAUUUUAACUUCAAUGGAGGGUCAUCCUCACUUGGCCAAUCUGUACAACAACUUCAUCAUCAUCAUCAUCAAGAUCAGGUGGCUGCGGAUCCAAAGAUAAACGAAACUGAAGGAAGCAGCGGGAAUUCGGAUGUGACAAGCACUCUCGGGGUUGGCCUCCGUAGUAGUGCCACCAAUAUUCCAAUUCAUCAUCCAUCAUCGCCACUCGGACUACAACCACAUCACCAUCACCAUGGAGGAGUCUUACACCUCGAUGAUCAUCAUGCCGAACAAGAGGGGAUCUCCACAUUCUUGCAGCAGCAUCAUCACCACUCAAAGCCGCAAACAUUACUGUUCGCCGGAUCUUCUGUUUCCGCCACGUCUAAUGUGAUUGAUGAUCUUCAAAGACUCUUGAAUUACCAACAGCAGCAAGCAGUUUCCAACAUUGCCAAUCAACAACAAGCUUUACAUGUACAACAAUACUAUGACGCUCAUAGUCAUAAUCAUAACCACAACCAGCAACUACCCAGCAACGUAGUUAACCAUUUCUCCAGUCCUUUCCCAUUGGCACCUCCGCCACCGUCGCAGUCUCAGCUCUCCCCCAACGGACUUCCAGUAACUGCUUUCUCCGACCGCCUUUGGGACUGGAAUCCAAUCUCAGAGCCAAACCGGGCCCCAGAUCAGUACAACACCAAUCCAUUCAAGUAA